GGUGCCUGUGAGUAAAUAGAUCAGGGUCUCCUUCACAGCACAUUCUCCAGGAAGCCGAGCAAACAUUAGUGCUAUUUUACCCAGGAGGAAAUCUAGGUGUAGAGAGCUCUACGGAUCUAAGGUUUGGAUCUGUACCCAGUGCUUUUUUAGGUGUCUUUAGACAUUUCUCAGGAAGAUGUAGUCUCUGUCACCAUGUGUGGCUGAAUUCUAGCUCAGUCCAUCUUAUUGUGUUUAAGGUAGUUGAAGUUUAGGAACCAACCAGUAUGUCUCUGAGCAGAAGAGUACAGUGUCCAUCUUGAGGACAAGCUCAUCUUUACCAUUAGAGGGCUGGCCUUGGCUUAGAUUCUACUGAGAACAUACUCUCUAAUGGCUGCCCUCAGUUUUCUCUGUUUGCUGCCUUAUUUGUGUCAUGGCCAGAAGUCAUAUGGAUGGCUCUAUGUGAGCAAGGACCCAGAUAGAAGAGUGUAUUUGGGGGAACAGGUUGCCCUAACAGAGAGUCCUGUGGGAUUCAUGCAGUCAGGAUGAAGACCUGAUCAGACAUAGUGUGCUGAGUGCCACGGCUAACCAGAGUGACUUGUCACUGUCCUUCAGGUCAACACCAUGGUUCAACUUCAAGUCUUCAUUUCAGGCCUCCUGCUGCUUCUUCCAGGCUCUGUAGAUUCUUAUGAAGUAGUGAAGGGGGUGGUGGGUCACCCUGUCACAAUUCCAUGUACUUACUCAACACGUGGAGGAAUCACAACGACAUGUUGGGGCCGGGGGCAAUGCCCAUAUUCUAGUUGUCAAAAUAUACUUAUUUGGACCAAUGGAUACCAAGUCACCUAUCGGAGCAGCGGUCGAUACAACAUAAAGGGGCGUAUUUCAGAAGGAGACGUAUCCUUGACAAUAGAGAACUCUGUUGAUAGUGAUAGUGGUCUGUAUUGUUGCCGAGUGGAGAUUCCUGGAUGGUUCAACGAUCAGAAAAUGACCUUUUCAUUGGAAGUUAAACCAGAAAUUCCCACAAGUCCUCCAACAAGACCCACAACUACAAGACCCACAACCACAAGGCCCACAACUACUUCAACAAGAUCCACACAUGUACCAACAUCAACCAGAGUCUCCACCUCUACUCCAACACCAGAACAAACACAGACUCACAAACCAGAAAUCACUACAUUUUAUGCCCAUGAGACAACUGCUGAGGUGACAGAAACUCCAUCAUAUACUCCUGCAGACUGGAAUGGCACUGUGACAUCCUCAGAGGAGGCCUGGAAUAAUCACACUGUAAGAAUCCCUUUGAGGAAGCCGCAGAGAAACCCGACUAAGGGCUUCUAUGUUGGCAUGUCCGUUGCAGCCCUGCUGCUGCUGCUGCUUGCGAGCACCGUGGUUGUCACCAGGUACAUCAUUAUAAGAAAGAAGAUGGGCUCUCUGAGCUUUGUUGCCUUCCAUGUCUCUAAGAGUAGAGCUUUGCAGAACGCAGCGAUUGUGCAUCCCCGAGCUGAAGACAACAUCUACAUUAUUGAAGAUAGAUCUCGAGGUGCAGAAUGAGUCCCAGAGGCCUUCUGUGGGGCCUUCUGCCUGGGAUUACAGAGAUCGUGACUGAUUUCACAGAGUAAAAUACCCAUUCCAGCUCCUGGGAGAUUUUCUGUGUUGGUUCUUCCAGCUGCAGUGGAGAGGGUAACCCUCUACCCUGUAUACGCAAAACUCGAGGUUAACAUCAUCCUAAUUCUUGUAUCAGCAACACCUCAGUGUCUUCACUCACUGCAGCGAUUCUCUCAAAUGUGAACAUUUUAGAAGUUUGUGUUUCCUUUUGUCCAUGUAAUCAUUGGUAAUACAAGAAUUUUAUCUUGUUUAUUAAAACCAUUAAUGAGAGGGGAAUAGGAAUUAAAAGCUGGUGGGAAGGGCCUCCUGAAUUUAGAAGCACUUCAUGAUUGUGUUUAUCUCUUUUAUUGUAAUUUGAAAUGUUACUUCUAUCCUUCCCAAGGGGCAAAAUCAUGGGAGCAUGGAGGUUUUAAUUGCCCUCAUAGAUAAGUAGAAGAAGAGAGUCUAAUGCCACCAAUAGAGGUGGUUAUGCUUUCUCACAGCUCUGGAAAUAUGAUCAUUUAUUAUGCAGUUGAUCUUAGGAUAAGGAUGGGUUUCUUAGGAGGAGAGGUUACCAUGGUGAGUGGACCAGGCACACAUCAGGGGAAGAAAACAAUGGAUCAAGGGAUUGAGUUCAUUAGAGCCAUUUCCACUCCACUUCUGUCUUGAUGCUCAGUGUUCCUAAACUCACCCACUGAGCUCUGAAUUAGGUGCAGGGAGGAGACGUGCAGAAACGAAAGAGGAAAGAAAGGAGAGAGAGCAGGACACAGGCUCUCUGCUGAGAGAAGUCCUAUUGCAGGUGUGACAGUGUUUGGGGCUACCACGGGUUUCCUUCAGACUUCUAAGUUUCUAAAUCACUAUCAUGUGAUCAUAUUUAUUUUUAAAAUUAUUUCAGAAAGACACCACAUUUUCAAUAAUAAAUCAGUUUGUCACAAUUAAUAAAAUAUUUUGUUUGCUAAGAAGUAA
Messenger RNA from Rattus norvegicus (Norway rat), 2523 nucleotides. It is a transcript of the gene Havcr1, whose product is annotated as hepatitis A virus cellular receptor 1. The record is from RefSeq and is marked provisional. Lineage: Eukaryota; Metazoa; Chordata; Mammalia; Rodentia; Muridae. Gene Ontology annotation, biological process: symbiont entry into host cell. Gene Ontology annotation, cellular component: phagocytic cup; phagocytic vesicle; plasma membrane.